This is a messenger RNA of Aspergillus costaricaensis CBS 115574, 438 nucleotides long. RefSeq lists its product as uncharacterized. Lineage: Eukaryota; Fungi; Ascomycota; Eurotiomycetes; Eurotiales; Aspergillaceae. The record is from RefSeq and is a predicted model, not a curated record. The transcript has a single exon. The coding region runs from base 89 to 334 and encodes 81 amino acids.
UGGCGUCACUUGAGUCGGCGUUCGUAAAUCACAUAGAUCGUAUACUGGGGUUGCUUUGGACGUGGACAAAAACCGAAUAAGAGUCGCAAUGCAUGUCCAAGGAUCUAUUGUCUGGCACGAUAGGAAGUCGUGUAUACGCCCUUUCCCCUGCUGUGUAGGAAGCUUAUCAGGGCACCAGGCUCUCGCUCACUUGUUCUGUUCCAUGCGCUUUGGGCUCCCCACCCUGUCCUUUGACCUAGUGGGCUUCUUAUCGGAGAGCGAAGUGCAUAUCGUCAACCGACCGACCGACAGACGGGCAGGUUCCAAAGUCCCGAGUUGCCACAGUGAGCCAUGAUCUAUCAUGUGAGGCACUUCUGGCCCCAGUCAGACUCGACCAUCAUUCAUGUGACAGGCGAUGGCAACUCGUCAUUGUCACUUGGCUGUUUAUUCGCAUUGGAG